Messenger RNA from Phascolarctos cinereus (koala), 5658 nucleotides. It is a transcript of the gene ETS1, whose product is annotated as ETS proto-oncogene 1, transcription factor. Gene Ontology annotation, biological process: cell differentiation; regulation of transcription by RNA polymerase II. Gene Ontology annotation, cellular component: nucleus. The record is from RefSeq and is a predicted model, not a curated record. NCBI's taxonomy places the organism in Eukaryota, Metazoa, Chordata, Mammalia, Diprotodontia, Phascolarctidae. Gene Ontology annotation, molecular function: sequence-specific DNA binding; DNA-binding transcription factor activity, RNA polymerase II-specific.
GCCUGGGAGAGCUUUCCUGGCUGGCCCUGAGCUUCGGGACGGAUUGAACCGCUGCUACAACCAGAGCGCUGCCCGGAGGAGGAACGCCCUAAAGAGGAGGGGAGGGAAGAGAGAGAAAGAGAGAGAGGGAGAGACGGAGAGGAGAGGAGAGGCGAGGCGAGCCAGCUAGCCAGCCAGCCGGGCCGCCGGAGGCGGAGAGGGGAGGAAGAGAGGGAACUCGAGAGAGGGAUUGGGAGCGAAAGCAAGCCAGGGACAGAGAGAGGGUCGCGCUCACUUCUCCGCCAAGUGCCAACUUUCCCUGGAGAGAGUGUGCAGGGGCGCGGACCUUCCUCUGGGGAGAAAGCCAGCCCAACUUGAGAUUGGAGAGAAACGGGUUCUAUCCCUUUCCCUCCCCCUUGAUUCUGACCCCCUCCCCCCAAUAAAGAGGGGGGGAAAUCAUCCUCUUUACAACCUGAUCUGUCCCCAUUCCCUGGCACCAUGAAGGCGGCCGUCGAUCUCAAGCCGACUCUUACCAUCAUCAAGACAGAGAAAGUGGACCUGGAGCUUCUCCCUUCCCCCGAUAUGGAAUGUGCAGAUGUUCCUCUCUUAACUCCAAGCAGUAAAGAAAUGAUGUCACAGGCACUGAAAGCCACUUUCAGUGGUUUCACUAAAGAGCAGCAACGGCUGGGAAUUCCCAAAGAUCCCCGGCAAUGGACAGAAACCCAUGUUCGGGACUGGGUAAUGUGGGCAGUGAAUGAGUUCAGCCUGAAAGGUGUGAACUUUCAGAAGUUCUGCAUGAGUGGAGCUGCCCUUUGUGCAUUGGGCAAAGACUGCUUUUUGGAACUGGCCCCUGAUUUUGUUGGGGACAUUUUAUGGGAGCAUCUAGAAAUUCUACAGAAAGAGGACAUGAAGCCAUAUCAAGUUAGUGGAGUCAACUCUACCUAUCCAGAGACCCGCUAUACCUCGGAUUACUUCAUUAGUUAUGGUAUUGAGCAUGCUCAGUGUGUUCCUCCAUCAGAGUUCUCAGAGCCCAGCUUCAUCACUGAGUCCUACCAGACACUGCACCCCAUCAGCUCUGAGGAGCUCCUCUCCCUCAAAUAUGAGAAUGACUACUCCUCAGUCAUCCUCAGCAGGGACCCUCUCCAGGCAGACGCCUUGUCUACUGACUAUUUCACAAUCAAACAAGAAGUUGUAACCUCAGACAACAUGUGUAUGGGGAGGACCAGUCGUGGUAAACUUGGAGGCCAGGACUCCUUUGAGAGCAUAGAGAGUUAUGACAGCUGCGACCGCCUUACCCAGUCCUGGAGCAGUCAAUCAUCCUUCAACAGCCUCCAGCGUGUCCCCUCCUAUGACAGCUUCGAUUCAGAGGACUAUCCUGCUGCCCUGCCCAACCACAAACCCAAGGGCACCUUCAAGGACUAUGUGCGUGAUCGUGCUGAGCUCAACAAGGAUAAGCCCGUCAUUCCUGCGGCUGCUCUGGCAGGCUACACAGGCAGUGGACCAAUCCAGCUGUGGCAGUUUCUUCUGGAGUUACUCACGGAUAAAUCCUGUCAGUCAUUUAUUAGCUGGACAGGAGAUGGCUGGGAAUUCAAGCUCUCUGACCCAGAUGAGGUGGCCAGGAGAUGGGGCAAAAGGAAAAACAAGCCUAAGAUGAACUACGAAAAACUGAGCCGAGGCCUUCGUUACUACUACGACAAAAACAUCAUCCACAAGACGGCGGGUAAACGCUACGUUUAUCGCUUUGUCUGUGACCUGCAGAGCCUGCUUGGGUACACGCCUGAGGAACUCCAUGCCAUGUUAGAUGUCAAACCUGAUGCAGAUGAGUGACAGAGAUAGAAGAAAAUGGAGAGAACUUUGCUGAAGCAUUUCAAAGAUCAACUGCAUCAGUCGGACUCUUGAUUUUAAAUUGUUGUUAUGUUUUUUUGUUUUUGUUUUUAUUAUUAUUGUUUUCCAGACAUGAGGAAACUCAGUUUUUACAUUCAGGGGUGGGAAACUGAGCCGAAGCUAUAACUGAUGGUGGUAUGGCCACCAAAGAAAAGCAAGGAAGGACUUCUGAACUAGGCAAGGACAGAUUUUUAAGGGGAAGGGAGGGUCUUCAUAGAAGCCAGAAGAAUCUGGUUUAAAUGAGGAAAACAGUCCAAUAUUGAAUCAUUUAUAGAAACCAUUCAUUGAAAAGAUGCCACUUUGGUUAUGGCCUUAUUAAUAAGCAAAAGAAACUGACACUUCAGGAAGUCAAAAGACUGAUGAAAGGGUAGAUUUUUUUUAAGGGCUGGGAGGGCAAAAAGGGUGGGAUAGAAGGUUCUGUUCUGGUGAUGGACCUUGGAAAAACACAAGAAUUUUACUAUUUGCCUUUUACUCUGCUUUUGGAGCAAAAAAUGGACUUCAGUGGGGAGGGGACCAAAGUUUUUUUUUGUGUUUAAAAUUUAUUUUAUUAAAUUUUGUGCCAGUAUUUUUUUUUUCUUAAAAAUCGUCUUAAGCUCUAAGGUGGUCUCAGUAUUGCCAUUCUGUGCGAGUUUGUUCUAUGUGCCGGCUGAGAAUUCGGUCACAGUGAAAGAAAACUAUUUAUAUAGACCCCACUGGAAAAGUGUAGCGUUGUCAUUGAGAUUCAGAAGUCCAAAAUUUAAGACCUGCAGAUGUAGGAAAAAUAAGGCUGAUUUGGAUGUCAGGGAUGGAAAAUGUUCUUCGGUGCAUGUGAAUCUCACCCGUGAAUAUUUCUUAUCAUCACAUCCAUUUUCUCAUUUGCCAUUAGCAGACUCUUGGGGUUUGGACUUAAUGCAGAACUAAGAAAAUCAUUAAGUCUUUUAACUGAAUGUAUUACACAGCUGUAACCUGGAACUGUAGUAAUUGUAGUAGCACUGGCCUAGUAGUAGAAAAGAAAGUGAGAGGGGAAGAUGAAUUUGGAGAUAGUUCCCUGUUAGUUCUCAAUUGUAUAUGUAGAUUAAAAAAAACAAAGGUGUAGGCAUGUAAGAUAGCUAUCAGAUCUAGAGAAAUGAGUUCUGAGUGCAUCGAGGUCCUAGCCAUCCACCUAAGCACCCCCACCCCUAAACCCUCCAGGCUGGGAUCAUCACACAUAAUUCUUCUGUUGUCUCCUCUCUCUCCCUCCCCUUCCAUCCCCCCAUUUCUCAGUAAGGAGAAAGUUGUAAUUUACUAAAUAAUGAAUGGGAGGAAGCUACAGGAGAGAGGUAAGAUCUGGAGAUUUUUCUAAUUAAGCCAUUUUGGCUGGUUGAGUUUUAGCAAGGAGGGGAGUUAUAGAAGUUUAGAUAGCAGUGCGUAGCAAACAGCUUGGUGUAGAAUUCCACAGGGGGAAAAAGCCUGAGGCCUUCCUUUAAAGAAAUGAGGUCAGCUGAGUCUAGGGAUGUUAAGCAUGUAGUCAGUAUGGGCCUUCUUAGGGCCUGGUCCUUGGAUAUGUUAUCUUGUUACAGAAGAAGUAAGGAUGGAUAGAUGGUGUAGAGGAGAGGAAAGGUUUGCAUGGGAGCAUGAUGGGAGGAGACUAGAUUUAGUAAGAAAAGGUAAUCCGUGUGUUGUAAGAGAACACCUCUCCCUUCCCCAUGGGACCCCAAGAGUUCAGUGCUUUCCAUUUUUUUUUACUUGGGCAUUGCCCUUGAGAAUCAUUGUCUCAAUCUUGGGUGAAAAUGUGGUUGUUAGGGGGGAAAUAAGCAGCUAGUUAGAAAAAAAAAAGUGCCUGAUGUUAGUAUAGUACCUUGAUGGAUACCUGAUAAACAAGAUGAUGAAGGAAAAAAAUGAAAGGAGGACUUGAGUUUAGCUUUUAGAAUGAGAAUGGAAAAAAAAAAUUCAAGAUGGGUUGCUUCCAGGCCAGCCCUUUCUAGACUCUCAAUGAGGAAUUGGAUGUUUAAACUACCUUGUGGUAUAUAUCCAAGGAAAGAGAAGACUUACUCUUAGGUCAGCUCCCAAAGCCUGGAUCAUCAAAAAAGGGGCUUUGUGAUUGAUCCAUGACUGUCCCAAGCUUGCUAAGGUGAAGACAGGAAGUGGUGGACAAAGUGAAGUUAUGUCAGGCCAUUAUGCAUUUUGCCUGUUAUGCCAGGUGCCUUAAAAAAGUUCCCAUUGUGAUUUUUGGGGCUGCUCAGGGAGGUCUUUGGUGGAACAAGUUGGACUAUGUUGCUUUCCCCCACAUUUUAUUGUCUUGUUGGUCACUGGCAAAGCGCUCUCUCUCUCUCUCUCUCUCUCUCUCUCUCUCUCUCUCUCUCUCCCCUCUCCUUCUGUGUGUGUGUGUGUGUGUGUGUGUGUGUGUGUGUAUUCGCAUGUGCUAUAAAAUUUUGAAAUAGUGUUUGAGUUUCCCAGUUCAGUAUUUUCCUAUUUCAGCAGUGGGGGAAAGAAAACCUGUGGCUUGCCGUAGCUCUUUGCUUGCUAUAUUUGCAACCUGGCAUAAAUCAUGUAUUCAUCUCAUUGCCCUUCUCCUUUUGAAUUUAGGCUGAAAAUACCUGCUUUUCAAACAAUUCCAUAAUUCCUACAGUUGUAUAGUAAACAUAGGAGAGUGCUGAAAUACCUAGCAGUUCCUAGACCUUACAGACCUUGCUUUUCAUAAGGGCCAUUUUACUCCCACCCCCAAUCCCUCCUUAAUGCCACCAUACUCAGUAUUUGCAGCUUCUGCUUUUGCCCAGAAAAUUUCUUGGCCUAGCCAGAUUCUUGUUCUCCCUCUCUCUGUCCAAAAGACAGACCAUCCCAGAAUGAAUGGUGGAUGGUUUAUACACUGGAAAUGUACCUGAAUUGUUACCUUUUUGCUUUUCUUUCAUUUAAAAAAAACAACAACACGUUAACUCUAGAGAAGGGAUGGGCAAUUCUGGUUCAGCUUGAUGUCACCCCGACUUUUAUGGAGAUGUCUAAUGUACUGUCAAUGGAUUUUGGCUUCAGGUUCUCUCCUGUUCCCCCUUCUCUCCAGUAGAAGGAUAACCUAUUUAGCCCAAUUCCAUGGCUAAAAGGGUUGGAAGGAACAUCAAAAGGUUGGGGCCCUCUCUGAACAGGUCAGCUGGAUGUCCCCCAGUGUUGCCUGUCCUUACUUUGGUGUUGAACACUCUGGGUUUUUGGAGCAUUAAACCUACCUUCUCUUCGUGGUGGACAAACACACCAUCUCUACUCUGGUCAUGCUGUGCAUGCUGCUUUCUCUGUUGGGGUCUAUAUAAAUCCGUUGAAUUAUUGCCUACAUUCCAAAGAAGUUUCAAGGAACAAUAAAUAUAUGUAUACGUAUAUACAUAUAUAAUAUAAAAUAUAUAUUGUAAUGGAAAUAUCUCCACCAGGAAUACUGCCUCAGUUAUUGAACAUUGUUGUUUUUUUACAUAAGAAUUUUUUUAAGCUGAGAAGUGUAGGGGGGAAAAUGUUAUAUUGUGUUUGACUAUUUUCCAACUUGUAUUUUCAUAUAAUUUAUAUUUUUUAAAAGUGGAAAUUUUAAAAGCAAGAUUUAAAAAAAGGAAAAGCAGGUGCUUUUUAAAAAAUUGGAGCUGAGGUAGCUUAGAGAUGUAGCGAUGUACGUGUCUAUGUUUUAUUGUGUUUUUUUUUUAAGAAAAUGCAAAAAAAGCCAUUUCUUAUGGGGGAGAUUUUUUUUUCCAUUUGUUUUAGUAGCUGAUGCUGGCACAUCAUUUUGCUGGAGAGUUUUUUAUAUACUGUAGCCUGAUUUCAUACUGUAUUUUAAACUGUGUGAGAUUAAAAAAAAAUCAUUCAUAACGA